AUGAGGUGUUCUCGGCCCCUGCGGACAGAGAUGGGCCUGGCUGUGGCUCUGGGCACCUUCACCCUCCUCUUCCUCUCAGUCUGCAGGUCACCACCCACCUGCCCAGGCCUGAAGGAGCCACCAGGCACCCCCGUGGCUCUGGUCUGGCCCUCGCCACCCUCCCGCCCACCGCCCACCCCAUGCCUGGCCAACACCUCCAUAGCCGCCCCGCCGGACUUCACCAGGCAGUCAUAGCACAUCCGCAACUUCCUGCUGUACAAACACUGCCGCGACGUCGUGCUGCUCCAGGACAUGCCGCCUGACAAGUGUGUGCAGCCAGUCUUUCUGCUGCUGGUGAUCAAGUCCUUGCCCAGCAAUUACGGGCACCGGGAGCUGGUGCGGCGCAGGUGGGGCCGUGAGCGCCAGGUCCACGGCGUCCAGCUGCGCCGCCUCUUCCUCGUGGGCACGGACCCCAACCCGCUGGAGGCGCGCAAGUUCAACCGGCUGUAGGCCAUGGAGGCGCGGAUGCACGGUGACAUCCUGCAGUGGGAUUUCUACGACUCAUUCUUCAACCUCACGCUCAAACAGGUGCUCUUCCUACAGUGGCAGAAGACACGGUGCACUGCCAGUUUUAUGCUCAACUGGGAUGAUGACGUCUUUGCCCACCCAGACAACGUGGUCACCUACCUGCAGGGCGACAACCCUGACCACCACCUCAGACAGGUGUCUGAGACAGGCUUCACAGGAAUUGGGGCAGUAGUAAAGGGGGCCUCACAGCAGAACUGA
Molecule: messenger RNA, 765 nt
Organism: Mesoplodon densirostris (Blainville's beaked whale)
Lineage: Eukaryota; Metazoa; Chordata; Mammalia; Artiodactyla; Ziphiidae
Gene: B3GNT3
Product: UDP-GlcNAc:betaGal beta-1,3-N-acetylglucosaminyltransferase 3
Cellular component (GO): membrane
Molecular function (GO): N-acetyllactosaminide beta-1,3-N-acetylglucosaminyltransferase activity
Source: RefSeq, a predicted model, not a curated record